GUUGAGAAAGAAAGACGAGCGUGGAGUGCAGUUAGCUGAAACCCCGGCCCUCGCACGUCAGCUGGAAAUAGCCGUUAUUUGGGGCAGGAGGAAGGAAAAGGGGGGAAGGAGUACCCUCCAUGGUUGCCAUGCGGAAGUGUCCGCCGUCGCUAGGGACGUGGGCGCGCCGGAAGAGGAAGGCCGGAACUUCCGGGUUGAGGAGAGCUGCGGCGGGCCGCAAGAAACAUGAGCUCAGGAGCAAAGAGGAGAGGAAGGCCCAACAGAGGAGGAGGAAGAGGAAGAGGAGGAGGAGGAAAAGGAAGAGGAGGAAGUGGCGGUGGAAGAGAAGGAGGCAGCAGUGGACGUUCAAACAAGCCUCAGCUUGGUGGAAAUAGGAAAUGUUCAACCAGAAUUUGGGAUGAUGGAGAUGAUUUUUGUCUCUUUGAGGAACCGAGGCUGGAAAUCAGAUCAAAUGUUUCUGCCAGAAGAGGAGGGCAAACGAAACAAAGACCUGAAGCCAAAAUGCCUCUGGAGACCAUACAUAUGACAACAGAGAAUCAGAGAAGAGUGAAGGAACUUCUUCGAGAGCUUCAAGGGCAGGAUCUGGCUCCUGAAUCAGAAGUAGCUGGUUCUGGUGAAGAUGACGAUGAACCUGAUUACCUUGAUGAUGAACAGUGCUGGUCAACAGAUCAGGAAGUUUCUGACAUGACACCAAGGUCUUCUGCUGAGGCAGCUGCCCACAAAAUUGUGGAAAGCGAAGUGUCUGCAUUUGCUGUGCACAAGCUCUCCAGGUAUGGCUUUGACAGUGAGCGUUGUAGGACUGUCCUGAGAUCCUGCAAUGGUAACAUUGGGGCAUCUUUAGAGCAUUUGCUAUUGCAGUGCUUUGCUGAGAGAUACGGAGACAAGAUGCAGAUUUCUGCAACAGCUGCUCAAACCAGUCAAGAAGAAUGUUUAGAACAGAGACAAGAAGAAGCUUUUGCCCUACGGUCAAUCUACGGAGAAAAAUUUGUAGAAAGAAUUCAAAACAGAGUUUGGACGUUUAGUUUGGAACUGGAAUAUCUAACAAACAGGCUCAGCAAAUCUAAACAAAAGGGUGGUUGUGCAAGGGACACGGCAAAGCAGACUUCAAAAGAAAUAUGUAAAUUUUAUCUCCAAGGAGGCUGCAAAUUUGGUUCAAAAUGCAGAUUUGGACAUGAAUUCCCUCCAAACCACCCACUGAGAUCAGCCAAGAACUCCAUAGACGAUUCCCACCUCAGAUCUAACAGUGAUGGUCCCAUAUACGAACUUGAAGUAAGAUUUCCUGAAGAAAACAAGUAUCCACUCCAGGCACCUCUUGUGGCAUUUUACACCACCAAUGAGAAUCUACCUCUUGCCUGUCGUCUGCACAUUGCUGAAUUCCUUUUUGGAAAGGCUUUGAUAGCUGCAGAGUCUAAUGAACCGGUGGUGUACGCGUUAGUGACUUCCUUAGAAGAUGAAUCUGAAAUAGGCGAGUUACUUGAAAACACUCACCACAAAUAUAGUGCUCCUCCUGUUUCCCAUCUGGCAGCACGUCCAGUAAAGCUGCAUACGGAGUCUGCGUCUGGUUCAAAUCAAAUAUCAGAAGCUUCAGCAGCAUCAGAGCCUCCAGAGGAAGAGGUGGCAGAAGAAGAGGAGGAAGAUGAGCCCCAACAAGUCAUUGUGGAGAAUGAGAGUUAUGUGAACCUCAAGAAAAAGCUUUCUAGAAAGUAUGAUGUGCACUCCAAAUCUACAUAUAAUGAAAACGUUAAAAUCUGUAUGCAAUUUCGUCUGAAAAAGUCUUCUAGACGCUUCCAGUCUAUGUUGCAUGAAAGGCAGAAGCUCCCUGCGUGGCAAGAGAGAGAAACUAUUCUUGAUUUGCUGACAAGCCACCAAGUUCUUGUUGUGAGUGGCAUGACAGGAUGUGGGAAAACCACUCAGAUUCCUCAGUUUAUUUUGGAUGCUUCACUGCAAGGCUCUCCAAACACAGUUGCAAACAUCAUCUGUACUCAGCCUCGCAGGAUCUCUGCCAUUUCUGUGGCCGAGCGUGUAGCCAAAGAGAGAACAGAAAGGGUUGGAGUUACUGUUGGCUAUCAGAUCCGCUUAGAAAGUGUAAAGUCCUCAGCUACCAGACUGCUGUACUGCACCACUGGUGUGCUGCUGAGAAGGCUUGAAGGCGAUCUGACUUUGCAGGGAAUUACACACGUUAUUGUUGAUGAGGUUCAUGAAAGAACGGAAGAAAGUGACUUCUUGCUGCUGGUUUUGAAGGAUAUAAUGGUUCAGAGACCAGACCUGCGCAUUAUCCUAAUGAGUGCCACCUUGAAUGCAGAGCUUUUUUCUCAGUACUUUCACUCCUGUCCAAUUAUUAACAUACCAGGUCGAACAUUUCCUGUAGAUCAGUUUUUUCUGGAAGAUGUGAUUGCAAUGACAAGGUAUGUCUUAGAGGACAGCAGUCCCUACAGGCGCAAGACAAAGCAAGAAAACAAACUGACAGCAAGACACAAAAGAACUGCAUUUGAAGAAGUGGAGGAGGACUUGAGACGUGCUGGCUUGCUGGAAGACACUGACACAGCUGUCAAGGAUUCAGACCCAGACCAAAAAUUAACUCUGAAGCAGCUGCUAAAACGAUACAAAGGGGUUAACAAGACAGUGUUAAAAACAAUGUCUGUCAUGGACUUGGACAAAGUUAAUCUGGAAUUAAUUGAAGCCUUGCUGGAGUGGAUAGUUGAUGGCAAACAUUCAUACCCCCCAGGUGCUGUGUUGAUAUUUUUGCCUGGUCUAGCAGAAAUCAAGAUGCUUUAUGAGCAGCUCCAGUCUAAUGCCCUUUUUAAUAACAGACACAGCAAGAGGUGUGUUGUUUAUCCACUUCAUUCUUCACUGUCCAGUGAAGAACAGCAGUCUGUGUUCCUCCGCCCUCCUGCAGGAGUUAUCAAAAUCAUCAUCUCUACCAACAUUGCAGAAACAUCUGUCACCAUUGAUGAUGUAGUCUAUGUGAUUGAUUCCGGAAAGAUGAAAGAGAAAAGAUAUGACCCGAGCAAAGGAAUGGAAAGUCUGGAAGACACGUUUGUGUCCAGGGCCAAUGCUCUGCAAAGGAAAGGACGAGCAGGCCGUGUGGCCUCAGGUGUCUGCUUCCAUCUUUUCAGUAGCCAUCACUAUAACCAUCAGCUCAUAAAACAGCAGUUACCAGAAAUACAAAGAGUGCCCUUGGAGCAGCUUUGUCUAAGAAUUAAGAUUCUGGAGAUGUUUUCUGCACAGAGCCUUCAUUCUGUUUUAUCACGACUAAUUGAGCCCCCUAGAACUGAGUCUUUGCGGGCAUCAAAGCUGCGUCUACAAGACUUGGGAGCAUUAACUGCAGAUGAAAAGCUCACUCCUCUGGGAUAUCACUUGGCUUCCCUGCCUGUUGAUGUCAGGAUUGGCAAACUAAUGCUGUUUGGCACCAUCUUCCGCUGCCUGGAUCCUGCACUCACAAUAGCAGCCAGUCUGGCUUUUAAGUCACCCUUUGUGUCCCCAUGGGAUAAAAGAGAAGAAGCAAACAAAAAGAAGUUGGACUUUGCAGUAGGAAACAGCGACUAUCUGGCUCUUCUUCAGGCAUAUAAGGGAUGGCGUUUAAGUACCAAAGAGGGCUCUCAGGCAAGCUACAACUAUUGCAGGGAGAACUUCUUAUCAGGAAGAGUUCUUCAGGAAAUCGCCAGUCUGAAAAGACAGUUCACAGAGCUGCUUUCUGAUAUUGGAUUUGUGAAGGAGGGGUUAAGAGCCAGGGACAUUGAGAGGAAGUGGUCCCAGGAAGGCGAUGGUGUCUUGGAUGCCACAGGAGAAGAGGCAAAUUCAAAUGCGGAGAACAUCAAGCUGAUCUCAGCUAUGUUGUGUGCUGCGCUGUAUCCCAACGUUGUCCAGGUUAAAAAGCCAGAGGGCAAAUAUCAGAAGACCAGUACAGGAGCUGUCAAAAUGCAACCAAAAGCAGAAGAGCUGAAGUUUGUUACAAAAAACGAUGGUUACGUUCACAUUCACCCUUCAUCUGUGAAUUAUCAGACCAGGCACUUUGACAGCCCCUACCUGGUGUACCACGAGAAGAUCAAGACCAGCCGUGUGUUCAUUCGAGACUGCAGCAUGGUGUCAGUGUACCCGCUGGUCCUGCUGGGAGGUGGGCAGGUUCACAUGCAGCUGCAGAAGGGAGAGUUUGUCAUUUCCCUCGAUGACGGGUGGAUACGGUUUGUGGCAGCCUCUCACCAGGUAGCCGAGCUGGUGAAAGAGCUGCGCUGUGAACUUGACCAGUUGCUGCAGGAUAAAAUCAAGAAUCCCAGCAUGGAUUUAUGCAUGUGCCCUCGUGGGUCUCGCAUCAUUGAAUAUGGUGCUGAUCUCUGGAAGACCAAGCUGGCAGUGAUGCUGUUGGCUGGUGUGGGUUUUUAUUUUCACAGUUUGCAGAGAGCUUGCCUGUUGAUAACAGCAUGCCUUACAGUAGGAAACAGGAAAAUGGCAAAUUCUGCAGGAGGAAUAGAAACCAACUAUAAGAGCACAUUUUUCUGUGAAACUGCAUUGGCAGUAAGGGGUUUUGGUCACAAAACUGCUACACAGCUGCUUCUUUUAAUAAUAUCUGAAAGCAUCUGCUCUCAAAUUGGUUUAAACUUAAUUCUACAUUUUGAGCAAGAGUUCACUGAGGCAGUUGGUCUUUAAACUAAAGCCCCUAAAAAGGGAGACUCACUGUAAGAGUUCAGUUGGACCGACUUCCUGGAUCAGCAGAGAAUGCUGUGGCUUAAAUGUAUUACUGCAGGAAAAGGUGGGUAUUUCCCCUGAAGGAAAGGCUUUUCAGGCCUCCUGAACUGUGGAACACAGCAGAGAGAGGGGACUGCUGUAGCCCCCUAAAAAAUUACUUCACUGGAACGUACUGCUGGUUGUUAAAUGCUUCUAGGGGGUGGUAUUCCUCCUGCCACCACUGUAGCACUGACUGGGGGAGAGGAGGGAAUUUUCAUCAGUCUUGCUCUGGGGAAGCACUGUUAACAGAGAAGCGCAAAGACUGCAAUAAUAAUGAAAUAGUACUAUUUCCUUUAUCAUACUGCUGGUUUGUGAUGUUUAGGGUUUCAGAAUUGGAACUGCUCGAUGUAAUGGCAGUUGCAAAUGGUAAUAGCUGACUUUGCUGUCAUCUGUGGUAGAAAAACAGCAAACACCAUCUCUACCACCAGACGUGCCUUCUAGUAGGCUUCAAGCUGAGGAAUAAGCAGAAGCGAGCACUUCUCUACAGUUAAGUAUGUGCAGAAGCAGUUUAGAAGAAAAAGGGCAUAAGCUGUACUAAGGCUACUGCUACAGUAGGACAGGUUCUGCACUAUGCGGAGUUGCAGAAGACUCUCUUGUACCUCUGCCCACACCUUGUCAACAUGUCAACAGUAGCACCAUAUUCUGUAGCUGUAUACCUGGAUGCUGCUGCUUGGUUUUUCUGAGGUCUGGCAAAGAGCUGCUUAAAGCCAACUACUCUUGUGGGAAUUUUAUAGCACUUCAGAGAAGUUCUCAGUGUGUUGUCAAGACAGUGUGCAACCAUUAGUUUAUGAGGUGGCACCAUCAGAAGUGAUGCUGCUUCUGUGUAUAGCUGGCAGUCACUCCUGUUCAGGGUCAACAAACAGCAGCUACGUGCGGGUUGGCUGCAGAGUGCAAUAGGAACAGAUCCCAUUUCUCACUUUGGACUUUUGUACACUUUCAAAAUCAUAUCCCUCUUCAAUAAAAGGAUUUUGCAACCAUCAA
Molecule: messenger RNA, 5703 nt
Organism: Phasianus colchicus (ring-necked pheasant)
Lineage: Eukaryota; Metazoa; Chordata; Aves; Galliformes; Phasianidae
Gene: DHX57
Product: DExH-box helicase 57
Cellular component (GO): intracellular anatomical structure
Molecular function (GO): helicase activity; ATP binding; metal ion binding
Source: RefSeq, a predicted model, not a curated record